Molecule: messenger RNA, 2058 nt
Organism: Rhipicephalus sanguineus (brown dog tick)
Lineage: Eukaryota; Metazoa; Arthropoda; Arachnida; Ixodida; Ixodidae
Product: kelch-like protein 8
Molecular function (GO): protein binding
Source: RefSeq, a predicted model, not a curated record
GGUAUACGAGGAUGCAGGGCCACGGCCUAGGAGACCUGUGAGACGGUCCCCGGCGUCGGCCGCGGCAUGAGCAACGGCGGCUGCGUCGUGGGCGAGGCGGCCGGACGGGUGACGUACGCGGCGCCCGACGUGGCGCAGCAGUCGUUCCGCCGCCUGCGUCAGUUCUUCGACGACGGCCAACUGUGCGAUGUGCAGCUGCACGUGGGCUCGCGCUCGUGGCGCUGCCAUCGGCUGGUGUUGGCCUGCUGCUCGCCCUACUUCCACGCUAUGUUCACCACGCCGCUCGCCGAGAGUCAGCAGCAGGAAGUGACAAUCGGUGACAUCGACGAAGUGGCGAUGGACAAGCUAAUCCAGUUCGCCUACACGGGCGUCGUCCAGCUGACGGUGGAAGGAGUCCAGGCCCUUCUGCACGCCUCGUCGGUGCUGCAAAUGGAGCCAUUGACGCGCGCCUGCUCGGGCUUUGUACGCGCCCACCUGGAACCCAGCAACGCUCUGGGCGUCUGGCAGUUUGCUGAGUCGCACGGCCUGCGCGGGCUCGCCCGCAGCGCCGAGCUGUUCGCGCGAGGACACUUCUCCAAGGUGGCCACCGGCAGGGAGUUCCUCGCUCUCGGCUCGCAGCACCUCGCCAGGCUACUGGCUGCCGCCGACCUCGCCGUAGAGUCCGAGGCACAGGUGUACGAAGCUCUGAUGAGCUGGGUACGCCACGACACCACGGCACGGGCGGCGGAUCUGCCGAGCCUGCUGUCUCGAGUGCGUUUGCCGCUGCUACCGCCGGGUUACGUACGCCGUCGUUCCGAGGACGAAGAGUUGCUGCGAAACUGCCACCGGUGUCGUGACCUCCUGGACGAGGCACGCGACCAGCAGCUCUGGAAGGCCGGCCUGCUGGUGGGCACGCCGCCGGCGCCUGGAGAACGAUCUAGGCCCUCGCCACAGCUACGCCGUUACGAGAGGACCAUAUUCUGCGUUGGGGGUCGAGAUGCCAGCGGGGAGCCGUCGUCAUCCACGGAAUUCUACAGCAUAGCCGAUAACAAGUGGCUCAAGGCGGCCGACAUGACCACCAGGCGUCGACACGUCGGUGUCGCGUCAGUAGAUGGAAAACUCUAUGCCGUGGGCGGAAGUGAUGACAAACACCACCUUGCGAGCGCCGAAGUAUUCGACCCCGCAACCAAUAGCUGGAAGUUGAUAUGUCCCAUGAACGUCCCCAGGCGAGGUCUAGGACUGUGCGAGUUGAGUGGGCCCCUUUAUGCCAUCGGCGGCAUGGACGAUACGACCUACUUCAACACGGUCGAGCGCUACGACAGUCAGUCGGACACUUGGACAAUGGUCGCCCCCAUGAAGUCGCCGCGAGGGGGAGUUGCCAUCGCUGUCCUCAAGGACUGUAUCUAUGCCAUAGGCGGCAACGUGGGUCAGACGUCGCUCAGCACUUGCGAGAAGUACGACCCGCAUCUCAACAAGUGGUCGUACGUGGCCAAACAGACUCAGCGCAGGGCUGGAGCAGGGGCAGUCGCUCUCGAUGGCUUCAUCUACGUUGUUGGAGGCUUCGACAACAACCUACCUCUAAGCUCGGCAGAGCGGUACGACGCCGAGCUGGAUCGGUGGGUUGGUGUGCGGCCCAUGAGCACCAGCAGAGGUGGAGUGGGCGUCGCCAGUCUGGCAGGAAGGCUGUACGCCGUCGGAGGACACAACGGAAGCAAAUACCUGAACUCGGUCGAAGCCUACGACCCGGUACUCGAUAGGUGGGAGCCUGUAGCUAAUAUCCAUGCUGGAAGAGCAGGUCCUGGAACAGCCCACUGCAAGUGUUCAACACUGGCACUUCCAGCCCUCAACCACUAUGACAGCAGCUGUGAUGACGACGAAAGCUCCAACUAAAGCCUCUGCUCCGAAAGUGGCACAUUCCGAGACAUGCCUUCCUAGCCUUUGCAAUCCAGCCUUUGCUGAAUCUACACAUGGAAUCCCAACAUUCCUUCAUUUCAGGACGUGAAAGAAUAGGCACACUCAAAGAAAACUUCGAAACCUAGUCAACUGUUGAAUAAAGCAAACUAACGUCGGUUACCUCAA